Molecule: messenger RNA, 3408 nt
Organism: Psylliodes chrysocephalus
Lineage: Eukaryota; Metazoa; Arthropoda; Insecta; Coleoptera; Chrysomelidae
Source: the annotation of a GenBank genome assembly
CAAUAAAGCAGUAAUACAAAUAAAUCUCGUCUGGAAAAUAGGAUGAACGCGAUUUUUGUCUAGCGAUAACUUGAAAAUUGUUAACUAAUUCUAAAAUAAAUAUUAUUUUAAAUUCAUUUCAGACCCCCCGUUAUUUAAUUUGUUAAUACACUGGGUUUAAAUGAACAAUGUUGAUUUGAAAUAUAUAUAAUAAGUACAUAUAAGGUAUUAUUACAUCAUUAUUUUUCACAAAAAGACCAUCACCUAUACCACUUAUUUACUUAGUGAUCUGACGCACUUGUUCCAUUUUAUUUUAAAAAUAUUUAAUUAAUCAACCAUAUAAAUAUAUAAAAUUAGUAUAUAUUUCUCUUAUUUACUAUAUUUGUAGGGUAGUUAUUUUAUAAUAAAAUCAUGGUAGUGUUAACAAAAAUCCCUGCAACCAGCAAAGAAACUGAAAAAAAUUGGCCACAGAUUUUAGCUAUAAUAAUAGCUGGCAUAACCAAUGGUCUCCUAAUUUCUUGGCCUUCUCCAUUUUUGAUCAAGAUUACCCACGAUAACAUCAACUACGACAUAUCUGAAGAAGAAGCUUCUUAUUUCAACACUCUUCAUCCCUUAGCCUUGAUGAUUACAUGUCCAAUUUUUGCAAAACUUUCAGAUGUGAUUGGACGGAAGAAAACGUUGCUGUUGAUAGUGAUACCUCAAAUUUCCAGUUGGGUAUUGGCAGCUUUCGCAAAAUCCGUUUACGUAUUCUACGCUGCUAGGAUUUGUGCUGGUAUAGCAGACAGCUGUCUAUUUUCCACUUUACCAAUUUAUAUUGGGGAAAUAGCGAACCCAUCGGUGCGAGGUACAUGGGGCAAUGCCAUUCCAACUUCGAUAUUUCUUGGGGAAUUUCUAAUAACAAUAAUUGGAUGCUACACUAAAGUAACACUGACAUCAAUUAUUUGCUUACCUCUACCAGUUGUAUACUUCUGCAUGUUUUUGAUGAUGCCAGAAUCGCCGUAUUUUUGCAUCAUGAACGGAGAGGAAGAGAAAGCAAAGAACUCCCUACGAUUUCUCAAACGACUUAAGAAUGUUGAUGAAAUUUAUAUGAGACUUAAAGCAGAUGUUGAAAGCCAACUUUCAGAGUCAGGAACAUGGAAGGACCUCGUAAAAGUCGAAAGCAAUAGAAAAGCUUUAAUUGCAGGAUUGUUUUUAAGGUUGAGUCAACAACUGUCUGGUAUAAGCGUUUUCUUGAUAUACACUCAAUUUAUUUUUGAAAAAUCCGGAGGAAACGUUAGUGAUGAAGUAUCAUCUAUGGUUUAUAUGGGAAUUUGUCUCGUUCUGAAUUUAUUUGCUACGAUAUUCAUCGUUCCAAGAUUUGGUAGAAAAUUUUGUUAUAUGUCAUCAUCUGCCUUAUGUAGCAUAGUUCUUCUUAUUAUGGGUAUUUACAUGUUUAUAGAUGAUAAACUAGAAAUAGAUUGCCGUCUUGAGUUAUUAAGUUCCAUAAUCAUGGGAGUAAAAACCAAAUUCAGUGGACGCAGCAAAGAGUUAGAAAAAUCUUGGCCACAAGUUCUGGCUAUAUUGAUAGGUGCUCUAGCUGGCUUAAACAAUGGUCUCUUGUUUUCAUGGGCUUCGCCAUUUUUAAUGAAAAUUGUCAACGAUGAUGAAAACUAUGACAUAACUGAAGAAGAAGCCUCUUACUUCAAUAUUAUUCAACCUCUGUCUUUGAUAAUUACAAGCCCUAUUUUUGCAAAACUCUCAGAUGUAAUUGGAAGAAAAAAAACAUUGCUAUUGAUUGCGAUACCUCAAAUAGCUAGUUGGUUGUUAGCAGGCUUUGCAAAAUCCGUUUACGUAUUUUACGCUGCUAGAAUUUGUGCUGGUAUAGCAGAUGGAUGCCUAUUUUCCACUUUACCCACUUACAUUGGAGAAAUAGCUAACCCAUCAGUGCGAGGAACGUGGGGCAAUGCUAUUCCAACAUCGCUAUAUUUUGGAGAAUUUCUCAUUACAGUCAUUGGAAGCUACUUUGGAGUAACCCCGACGUCAUUCAUUUGCUUACCUUUAGCAAUUUUAUAUUUCGCCAUGUUUGCAAUGAUGCCAGAAUCGCCAUAUUUCUGCAUUAUGAAAGGCGAAGAAGAGAACGCCAAGAGCUCCCUACGAUUUCUCAAGCGACUUACGAAUGUUGAUGAAAUUUACAUGAGACUUAAAGCAGAUGUUGAAAGACAACUAUCAGAAUCUGGCGCUUGGAAGGACCUUAUUAAAAUCGAAAGCAACAGAAAAGCUUUAAUUGCAGGAUUGUUUUUAAGGUUAAGUCAACAGCUGGCUGGUAUGAGUGUUUUCUUAACAUAUACUCAAUUCAUUUUUCAUAAAUCUGGAAGUGAUGUCAGCCAUGAAGUAGCGUCUAUGGUUUAUAUGGGGCUUUGUUCUGCCCUUAAUGUAUUAGCUACGAUAUUCAUUGUUCCUAGAUUUGGUAGGAAAGUUUGCUAUAUGACAUCUUCUGCUUUAUGUAGUAUAGUUCUCCUUAUUAUGGGGAUCUUCAUGUUCAUUAACGAUGAACUUGAAGUGGAUGUGAGUAGCAUCAGUUGGAUCCCAGUGGUUGGUAUGGUAAUGUUCCAAGUUUUCGCUUGUUAUGGAAUAGGAGUGAUCCCAACUUUGAUGCUUAGUGAAUUGUAUUCCGCUAGUAUUAAAUCGAAAGCGAUGACGAUCUUAGUUAUUGCAUUUGGAGUAGGAAAUUUCGUCACCAGUUCUAUUUUCUACAAUUUAAAUAUUAUUUUUGGAUUCUAUUCGCCUUUCUUAUUUUUCAUGAUGUGUACUGCUGUUUCUGCUGUAUUAUCUCAUUAUAUAAUACCAGAAACAAGAGGUAAAACUCUAGAGGAAAUUCAACAGAUGUUAAAAAGUAACACAAAAGAUUAGUGAUUUUAACAAUAUUGCAAAUUUAUAAAGUACCUGUCAUGACUGACCGUUUUAUAACGGAUUAUUUAGUAUAUUUUAAUUACUAUGUAAUUAUAUAUUUUUGUGUUAUAAAAUGAUAAUAAAAUUUUUAAUGUACUACUUGUUAUUUUUAUUAUUCCUUUUUUGAUAGUCUUGUUACUUCUGUCAAUAGUGAACAAUAAUAAGCACCUUUGUUUGUAAAGAAAUAAUUUAUACUAUGGUCUUGACAAUAAUAAAAUAAAAGAAGAUGAAAGAGAGAACCAGGCAGAGACUAGAUACACGUCAAGUACAGUUCAAGUCUUGUUCAGGUUCAAAACGUACUGCAAACCAUUCGUGAUCCAGUAAAACAGUUGAAUAUCAAAAUAUUCAUCGCUUAAAACUUUCAACUUUCCACUGAUCAUCUUGAACAGACCUGAAUGUCUUUAGUGUAUGCUCAAGUAGGAUGUCUAUGUGAAAAUUCAACAGAUUCGAGUGAUGAUUUUGUUCAAUUUAUAAAGAAUACAUCUAUAAAAGAGUGUGAUC